Molecule: messenger RNA, 796 nt
Organism: Humulus lupulus (European hop)
Lineage: Eukaryota; Viridiplantae; Streptophyta; Magnoliopsida; Rosales; Cannabaceae
Product: isopentenyl-diphosphate Delta-isomerase I-like
Exons: 8
Coding region: 1-762 (253 amino acids)
Biological process (GO): isopentenyl diphosphate biosynthetic process; isoprenoid biosynthetic process
Cellular component (GO): cytoplasm
Molecular function (GO): isopentenyl-diphosphate delta-isomerase activity
Source: RefSeq, a predicted model, not a curated record
AUGAAGAUAUCUAAAAAGUUUAAGAUUACUAAAAUAGCAAACUCUUAUGAUCCUCACAAACUCCCAAUCUUUCUUCCUGUACUUCUUGUAGAAGCUUCUCAAUCAUGCAUUCUAGUAAAUGAGAAUGACCAGGUUGUUGGUCAUGUAAGUAAAAUGAACUGUCACUUGAUGGAAAAUAUUGAAAAGGAAAAUUUGCUACACAGGGCUUUCAGUGUGUUUUUGUUCAACUCGAAAUACGAGUUGCUUCUUCAGCAACGUUCUGUAACAAAGGUAACGUUUUCCCUUGUGUGGACAAACACCUGUUGCAGCCAUCUACUCUACCGUGAAUCUGAGCUUGUCGCUGAGGAGGCCCUUGCUAAUAUAUUUCUGCAGACAAGGAAUGCCGCACAGAGGAAGUUGUUAGAUGAACUGGGUAUUCCUACUGAAGAUGUGCCAGUUGAUCAAUUUACCCCACUAGGCAGGAUGCUGUACAAAGCUCUUUCUGAUGGCAAAUAUGGGGAGCACGAACUUGACUACCUGCUCUUCAUUGUCCGGGAUGUUAGUGUCAAGCCAAACCCAGAUGAAGUAGAUGAUAUCAAGUACGUCAACUGGGAUGAGUUGAAAGAGUUGUUGAGGAAAGCAGAUGCUGGGGAGGGAGGCUUGAAGUUGUCCCCUUGGUUCAGAUUGGUUGUGGAUAAUUUCUUGUUCAAGUGGUGGGGCCAUGUUGAGAAAGGCACACUUAAGGAGGUUGCUGAUAUGAAAACCAUUCACAAGUUGACUUAAUAGCCUUAGUAGUCAUUUAGUGGAGCAAUUUCGU